Nezara viridula (southern green stink bug) is the source of this 360-nucleotide messenger RNA. Lineage: Eukaryota; Metazoa; Arthropoda; Insecta; Hemiptera; Pentatomidae. The record is from the annotation of a GenBank genome assembly.
AUGCGGACAGUUGGAAAACCUGUCAUAUAUCCUUUCCUACGACCUUCUUAUCGCCUCCAUUUUAGAUCGCGUUUGCACAAGAGUCUCUUAACGAUGGAAGAGAAAUUAAGGCUGUGCCUGCUGCGACGAUGUGCCACGCUCCACGAUACCUCAUUCCGUUCCCUUCAUCUCGAAGUCAAAUCGUCGCCUUUGAUGGCACUAGAAGCCAACGGUUUCGCAACUGCUAUUUCGUGCCUGACGCUGUUGUGGAGGUCACCAGUGAAAGGUCCGGCACAAAGGUUAGAGUCGUCCUGGUCAUACUUUUCAAAAUUUGCUUCCUCAUUCUAUUCCUUCGUUUUCCGAUCAAUGCCGAGGCAUUAG